UGUCGCUGCAAUCCCUACCGCUGGUUCUGUCGCCGCCAGGAAUGACCUGCACCUGCAUCCUUUGCAAAAGGAAAGUCAAGGCUUGCAAUAAGCCUAUACAGGUUCAUUGGACGCCGAGGAAUGCCGCGGAAAAUAUACAGCGACAACGCCACCAACUUCGUCGGCGCCGAUCGCAAGCUUCGCGAGCUGAGGGAUGCUUUCGAGGCCCAACAACCGGAAGUACAGAAAUACGCAACGGACGAAGGAUUCACCUUCGCCUUUAUACCACCCAGGGCACCGCACUUCGGCGGGUUAUGGGAGGCGGCAGUGAAGUCCGCCAAACACCUUCUCGUGCGCGCAAUCGGCAACGCGCUGCUCACCGCCGAAGAACUACAGACGCUGCUCGUCGAGGUCGAGGCCGUACUCAACUCGCGACCCCUGGUACCACUGAGUCAGGACCCGAACGAUGGAGAGGCCCUAACACCAGCGCACCUACUAGUUGGGUGCCCCCUUCGAGCGCUGCCACCAGCCCAAGUAUCGAUGGACCCAAUGCGUUGCUGCGACAGAUGGCAACUUGUCUGUUGUCUCAAGCAACAGUUUUGGCGACUGUGGUCCAGGAACUACCUGUUGGGUCUUCAACAGAGGAACAAGUGGUUGCAUCCGAAGCGCAACCUCGAGCUGAACGACCUCGUCCUGGUUCAGGAAGACAACACACCACCGCAGCAAUGGGUGCUCGGCCGCGUCGCCGCAAUCGUAACAGGGCAAGACGGCAAAGUCCGCGUAGCAGACGUGGCAACCAAAACGGGCGUAAUUAAACGCCCCGUUCACAAGCUCGCCGUACUGCCAUCAGACGUUGAAGGACCAUGAGCCU
Messenger RNA from Anastrepha ludens (Mexican fruit fly), 850 nucleotides. RefSeq lists its product as uncharacterized. The transcript has 2 exons. Gene Ontology annotation, biological process: DNA integration. The record is from RefSeq and is a predicted model, not a curated record. Lineage: Eukaryota; Metazoa; Arthropoda; Insecta; Diptera; Tephritidae. Gene Ontology annotation, molecular function: nucleic acid binding. The coding region runs from base 121 to 846 and encodes 241 amino acids.